AUGGGAAAUAAUAUGCAAACUGCCUAUUCAGAUGAAGACCAAGUGUUUAACACGUACGUUUAUGGUGAACACAACACUCCCAUGGCCAUAUGGCCUCCUCCUCCAAAUCAGGAGGUACCAAUUGUUGCUUUUCAGAACGAUGAAGCUCUGGCUAUAGCCCUGCAUUUGGAGGAAAUGGGGGAUGACUUUCAGAAUUUGUCCGUGGAAGAAGCACCCCGUUGGGCUGGAAACCAAGAUAAUGUGGAUCCAGAUGGGAUGAGUUAUGAGGAAUUGCGGAGAUUAGAAGAAUCUAGUGGCAGUGUAAGCAAAGGGCUACCAAAAGACGUUAUUUCCCGGUUACCAUCUCAUAAGUACAAGCCACCACCAAAGAAAAAGGGAAAAUCUACAGAUGAAAAUACAGAGUAA
Messenger RNA from Prunus mume (Japanese apricot), 405 nucleotides. The record is from RefSeq and is a predicted model, not a curated record. Lineage: Eukaryota; Viridiplantae; Streptophyta; Magnoliopsida; Rosales; Rosaceae.